UUCGUGCCUCGGUUUACUUCAGUUGUUUCUCAUGCCGAUCACCUGUUUUCCUUAACUGGCUACCUGCUGCUUCGUAAACCAGUUUUUCUAUUCACUCUUCUUUCCUGGACUGAUGAUAUGCGGAGUUUUGUGUGUAUGUUUGGUCAUUGGCCUUUGGGUUAUCAGGUGGCAUCUACAGAGAAAGAAGAAGUCUGUGUCGACCAGCAAAAAUGGAAAAGAACAAAUGGUGGUUGCAUUUUUCCAUCCAUACUGUAAUGCAGGCGGCGGAGGAGAGAGAGUUCUGUGGUGUGCUUUGAGAGCCUUGCAGAAAAAGUAUCCUGAAGCAGUUUAUGUUGUGUAUACUGGUGACAUUAAUGUCAGUGGUCAACAGAUACUAGACGGUGCUUUCAGAAGGUUUAACAUCAAGUUGGUUCACCCAGUGCAGUUUGUUUUCUUAAGGAAACGCUACCUUGUGGAAGAUUCCCGGUAUCCUCACUUCACAUUGCUAGGCCAAAGUCUUGGAUCCAUUCUUCUCGGCUGGGAAGCUCUGAUGCAGCGCGUUCCUGAUGUUUACAUCGACUCAAUGGGAUACGCCUUCACACUCCCUCUGUUUAAGUAUGUGGGAGGUUGCCGAGUGGGAAGCUAUGUUCACUAUCCCACGAUCAGCACUGACAUGCUGUCUGUGGUGAAGAAUCAGAAUCCUGGAUUUAAUAACGCUGCUUUCAUUAGCAGAAAUGCUCUCCUCAGCAAAGCAAAGCUCAUCUAUUACUAUGUAUUUGCUUUUGUGUAUGGCCUUGUUGGGUCUUGCAGUGACAUAGUCAUGGUUAAUUCUUCGUGGACACUAAACCACAUCCUCUCACUGUGGAAGGUUGGGCAUUGCACUCACAUUGUUUAUCCACCUUGUGAUGUGCAGACAUUUCUGGACAUCCCCUUACAUGAGAAGAAGGUGAGCCCAGGGCAUUUGCUGGUUUCCAUUGGCCAGUUCAGACCUGAAAAGAAUCAUGCUUUGCAGAUCAAAGCCUUUGCUAAAUUGCUAAAUGAGAAAGCAGCUGAGUCAGGCCAUUCUCUUAAACUUGUCCUUAUUGGAGGGUGUCGCAACAAAGAUGAUGAGUUUAGAGUAAACCAACUGAGAAGUCUAUCUGAGAAUUUGGGAGUUCAAGAAAAUGUGGAAUUUAAAAUAAACAUUUCAUUUGAUGAAUUGAAGAAUUACUUGUCUGAAGCGACCAUCGGUCUGCAUACUAUGUGGAAUGAGCAUUUUGGGAUUGGAGUUGUCGAGUGUAUGGCAGCUGGCACANUUAUCCUUGCGCACAACUCAGGAGGCCCAAAGCUGGACAUUGUCAUUCCUCAUGAAGGACAGAUAACUGGCUUUCUGGCUGAGAGUGAAGAAGGCUAUGCUGACUCUAUGGCUCACAUUCUUUCUCUGUCUGCAGAAGAGAGACUCCAAAUCAGGAAGAAUGCUAGAGCGUCUAUAAGCAGAUUCUCCGACCAGGAGUUUGAAGUAGCAUUCCUGGGUUCCAUGGAGAAGUUACUUACUUAGUGCUCAGUCUGCACAGUCCAGGUAUUUUAUACAGCAUGGAGCUGGAGCUAUAGGUCGUGAGAGAGCCUGUGCUUCGUGUGUGCGAGUCCCGAGCUCCAUCUCCAGCACCAAAAGUAAAAGGAAACACCUUCACCUGUAAAUAUUUCCUAAAUUUAUUCUUUAUCGUAAUAAAAGCGGCCUGAGCAACAGUCUCAGCAGUAGGUAUAUAGGCAAGGCAGUAGUUAACAAAAGGCAGAAUUAAUCUUUAUGGAAAAAGUAAUCUCGCGUAGCUUUUUCUUUUUCUUUUUGAGACAGGGUUUCUCUGUGUAGCCCUGGCUGUUCUAGAACUCACUCUGUAGACCAGGCUGGCCUUGAACUCAUAGAGAUCCGCCCGCCUCUGUCUCCCGAGUGCUGGGACUAAAGGCGUGCCACCACACCCAGCUUCAUGUAGCUCAAUGUACAGAUUUUUACUAACUGUUUGCUCUCAAAGUCUGAGCAGUACAGAUUUCAAAGAAAAAAAUUACCAGUCAAAUUUCCAUAUACUCAUACAUCUUUUAAUCUUUUCCUUUCCUUGUCCUAAUCCCUGAGUGUUCCUGCCUCCACCUCCCAGAAUGCACCAGUGUGUGCAGUGCUGGUGAUGGAAUCCAGGGCCUCCUGCAGUCUAGACAAGCACUAGCACUCUGCCAACUGAGCCGNAUCCUAAGCCCCAAACCCUGCUUUUCAAGUCACUUCUGCUUGCGAGAACAUAAAAUAAUAUUUCCUGGGGUUUUUAAUCUGUUCUGUGAUGCUGGAGCACCAUGUAGAGCCUCAGAGUGUGAGGAAGAGCAGGGACCUGUACGCUGCCACCACAGAGUGUACUGAGCUGAUCUCAAAGACUGCCUUCCAAAGGGAAGGGGGGUGCUGAAAGAAACCGCAGGCUAUCAGCUGGCACUCUCAAAAUGCAUUCCUAAAUUUUGGAUUAAAUUCUGUUUGAGGGGUGGGUUUAGGGUUAGAGAUUGAACCUAGAGCCAUGCUCAUGGUACACAAGUGUUCUAACCCCUGAGCUACUUUACCUCAACUCCAGGAGUGCCGAAAUAACAGUGUGGGUGACCCUUUUAAGUACACCUAUUAAUUUCCUUAAAAGGAAGAAGAAACUUCAAACAGGCAUCUCGAAUCCUACACCUAAAGUAUCAGUUAGGAGAUGGGGUGGACUCAUUUCUUCAUGGGUGUGUACAAAUAUGUUAAAGUCAAAACAGGCAGCCAUCUUUCCCAUAACUAGGUUUGUAUGGAAAUUGGAGUUUGUAUGGGUUUCUCAUCUCUUUAACAGUCCCAUUUAAGGCUAAAAGUCAGCCUCAGUUCAUUCAAGAGAAUAUCAAGCUAAGUUGCUUUUCUGAAACGGACCAUGUAUUUAUAAUGUAUAUACAUAUAUAUUUCUGUGUAUAAAUACGCAUACAUAGUUUUAAUGAACUUUUCUCUCUCUUCUGGACUGACAUAUGAGCCAAAGACCACCUAACAGAAAACCCAACCCCAGACACGAGACGCUUCCUUUUUUAUUGCCCAGGGUUGUCCUAGAGACUCCCCAAAGCAUACAGCCUAUUGCUUUUGCCCUUGGUUACGCCUAGAGGUGGAAGGUAAAUCCCAACUGCUGAAGACACAAUGAACUGACCUGAAAGUGCACAGAGAGAGAGAGAGAGAGAGAGUUGUUGCUGCUGUCCCAGGACUGGCUUUCAUGGUAUGAAGGUGCCAGGCAAGCUUCCAAAGGGGAAGGGCAACCAACAGGCCGACCCAGCUAUCCCACCUAUAAACCACAUCGAAAACUAGCAUGGCACGCACACUUGACAAUAACCAACAGCUCUUAAAUUGGACACAGCCUGCUCAACUAGGAGAACCUAGCUAACUAUUCGGCACUAGAGAACAGCCACUGUUUACAAAACCAGCAUAAUUCCUAACAACAAUCUAUAAACAUUUGUCUAGACUCUUAAACUAUACAGUUCUUCAAGUAUAGCCUACAAACUAAUGCCAACUUACACAUUUUCUCUCUUUAAAUGAAUAUGCAUUUCACUGAGGACUCUUUCCUAGACCCCUAGAGAUCUCACUGUGAGUGAGGCAGAUACAGUCUUAACACGUGAUGAUAUAGAGGUCUGUUGGCUGUUUACCAAUUUAAUUUAAUUUAGCACUACAAAAACAAUUUUUUUUUAAAUCGUAACCACUAGUAGUAAAGGUUUUCUGUACUCCCAUUAUUACAGAUAGAUGUGAUUACAACUCUGUAGUUUCUUGGUUUCUUAGUAGCUGAAAAUCAGUAUAAAUUUCACCUGGUCUCUAUUCUGCGUAACUGGCAGGUGUGUGGGGGCUGAGGCUGUGACUCUGUAAGAAGCUGGCUGUAACAUGUGAGCAAGCUUGAGCCACAGCACAGCAACAAGUGAUUAUGUACAGAUGGGACUGUAAAGGCAGCAUUCACCAUUCUGUACAUACAUAGUUCCUUCUAGUUAAAUGAAUUACCCACACAGUUUGGCAUUGGUGUUAGAGCAUACAAAAGAGGCACACUGUCUCUUCCAGCUGGUUGGUUGGUUUGAUUGUUGGUUGGUUUUGCUUUGUUUGGAUCUCCCUAGCUUCUUUAUCUAUUCCCAAUUACAUUGUUGAUUCACUACUGUGGAAACUCAGCAAAUCAUCAGGUGGGGUUGGAGAUAAUUCAGUCUACAAAGAUUUCAGAGACUGGAGGUGGACGGGACCUUCCACAAUCUCUAUUUUGUUUUCAACUUUACAGACCAAAACAAUUUAAAAGAACUGAGUUGACAAAACUGGUUAAUGACAGAAUCAGGAUUCUGGCCUGGUCUUGGCCCACUCUGUUAAGGCCAGUCUUUGAGGUAAAAUUUGUCUGUAGCCCACACAGCCUACACAAAGUAAUAGGACUUUAAAGUAAUUCUAGAAGUUAGAAUGAACAUAGAUUGGGAAUGUGGUAAAAGAAACGAUUCUCAAUUUCUUAAAAAACACGUUUUCACUAACUUUUCAACGUUAUUUUAAUGGGUUAGAAGCAUAUGAUUGAUUUACAGCAUUCCUAAUCAUGUUUUACAGAGGUUUACUUUUUACUAGAUUUCAGGUGGGUACUGUGUGAAACAGUGAGACUCAUUUUUAUCUGUUUCUGUGAGUCUUCUCAGUGGUUGUUAAGUCCACUACAACUAUGAUUUUCCUCCUCGGUGGUCCAAGCAUUCAGUUUUGAGUCCACAACAGCGGAUGUUCAAAUUCCUGUUUACAUUGAUACCGCAACUGUGAAGUAUCCAUUACCUAGUCUUUGUAUAAUAUAUUUAUAUCUCAUUGUGAUGUAGAGCUGUUGAUACAAAAUUGUAUCUAAAUGUGUCAGGUGGUUUCGUUCAUUCAAUUAAAAUGUUUUUACAUCAUCUUUCCCUUUCCUCCUUACCUUCCCACCUUUCUACCUCUGGAGUUCAUGGUCUCUUUUCCUUGAAUGAUUAUUGCUACAUAUGUAUGCAAAUAAAUGUAUAAAUGCAA
This is a messenger RNA of Mus caroli (Ryukyu mouse), 4978 nucleotides long. RefSeq names its product ALG11 alpha-1,2-mannosyltransferase (gene Alg11). The record is from RefSeq and is a predicted model, not a curated record. Gene Ontology annotation, biological process: dolichol-linked oligosaccharide biosynthetic process; protein N-linked glycosylation. Gene Ontology annotation, molecular function: GDP-Man:Man(3)GlcNAc(2)-PP-Dol alpha-1,2-mannosyltransferase activity. Gene Ontology annotation, cellular component: endoplasmic reticulum membrane. Lineage: Eukaryota; Metazoa; Chordata; Mammalia; Rodentia; Muridae.